GGAUCACAGUUGUGUUGUCCAAUCCACAUGGCAAUCCACAUUAUUAUUUUAUUAUUUUAAUCCACAUUAUUAUUUCUGCAUUAUUAUAUUUAUUCACGACCCAUUCCCAGUACCUUGCCCAGUACCAAAUCAUAACUACGGGGUGCAGAUGUAAAGGCGAAACCCCGAACAGUCCAUCUGCAGCCUGCAGGUGCCUGCCGGCUGCCUCUCUUGCCAAGUGGCUAGUGACAUCCUGAAAUACACUUUUUGAAGGAUGUUAUAAUGAGCAUUAAGUAGAGCAUUUUAUCUUUUAUUUGGGCACAUUCAAGAUGUUUUAUUUGCAGAAUAACCACCAAAGCCUUGUUUCACUACUAGGAAAGCACUGUUUGGGCUUAACAGCACACCCAAGCGGCAGAGAAGAUGAGUUGUUAGACUGGUGGAGAGAGAAGUUUGAGCUGUCCAGAUGUUCAGAUGUGAGGGUGCAGAGUGACAGCUACAUCACUUGCUUGGCAUUGGAGGACAUUGAGCAAAGAUAUCUUCUGUCUGGUGCAAACAAUGGCAACAUAUUCAUCCAUGAUCUCUUCAAUCUGGCUGGAACCCAUCAUCAUGCUGCAGAAGUGGUGGCGAAGCUGGACAGGGAGACCGGUCAAGGGGGACACCGGUCGGCAGUGGCGGACGUUAGCUGGUACCCGCUGGACACGGGUCUGUUCCUCAGCAGCGGCUCCGACGGCAAUCUGCACGUGUGGGAUACUAACUCGAUGACGAAAAGUGAGAGUUUUCGUUUUAAGAACAAGCUCAUCUGUCAUGCGAUGUCUCCUGUGGCCACAGCCCACUCCUUGAUAGCAGUGGGUGGCGAGGAUUCCACGGUCACCCUGUGUGACCUGAGGUCGGGCUCCAACACACACCAACUGCGGGGUCACGCGGCUGCUACCGUCGACACGUGCCGCUGGUCACCGGCCCACCACUACCUACUGGCCACCGGGGGACGCGACAAGCGGAUUCUGUUCUGGGACGUGCGGUACGCCAAGAGUCAGCUGGCGUCACUGGUACGGAGCCAGUCGCGGCCGGACGGCGCCCACCGCGCGCCCGUCGCCGGUCUGCGGUUCCUCGCGGACGGCCGACACCUCGUAUCGGUGGGCCGGGACGGGGCCUGCGCCGUCUGGGACCUGCUGACAGGCCGUCCGCGGCAGCUCACCGUGCCGCCACUGCGACUGGCCGCGGCCAACUCGGCCGGGCUCGGCUGCCAGCUGGCGGUCACCACACACGGCCGCCGGCAGCUGGCCUUCCUGCCCUGCGGCGACCAGGUGGUGACCUGUGACCUGGGUAGCGGCGAGCCCGUGCAGCGGCUGGACGGCCACCUGCGGCCGGUCACGGCGUGUCAGUAUGACCGCCGUGAGGGCCGUCUGAUCACCUCGGCGGCCGACGGACAGGUGCUGGUGUGGUCGGCCCAGAGGGCGGCGCCGCCGGCCGAGGACGGGGUCAGAGAGGGAGGGGAGAGGACCAAUGGGAACAACGCCGACCAUCUCAUGAGAGACGAGUGGAGUGAUGACGAUUAGAGAAAGGUGCGGCGGAAAACCAACUGUGAUACUCGUGUCCAUUCGGUGUGUGUAUUGAGUCACUGUACAAUAAAUCAUGCGCAUAUUCA
Molecule: messenger RNA, 1624 nt
Organism: Amphibalanus amphitrite
Lineage: Eukaryota; Metazoa; Arthropoda; Thecostraca; Balanomorpha; Balanidae
Product: DNA excision repair protein ERCC-8-like
Exons: 7
Coding region: 309-1535 (408 amino acids)
Biological process (GO): transcription-coupled nucleotide-excision repair; protein polyubiquitination; proteasome-mediated ubiquitin-dependent protein catabolic process
Cellular component (GO): Cul4A-RING E3 ubiquitin ligase complex; nucleotide-excision repair complex
Molecular function (GO): protein binding
Source: RefSeq, a predicted model, not a curated record